AUGACUAGGACUGAAGAAGUAAACAAAAAGGAAGAUCUUAAAGUGAACAAAGGAGUAUUCAUUAAAUAGCAUGAUAAGUCAAGCAAGUUCUCUGAUGUAUACAUUCUGGACGAAAAUGUUUUAGGAUCAGGUGGCUAUGGUUAUGUUUAAAAAUGCUAGCAUAAGGUUUCUAAGUAAUAGAGAGCAGUUAAGAUUAUGAAGAAGUUGAACAUACAGAAAUAAGAGCAUAUUAGAUUGCAGUAUGAAAUCGAGAUAUUAAAGAACUUGGAUCAUCCAAAUAUCCUUCGUCUAUAUGAAGUAUUCGAAGACAAAAAGCAGUAUUACUUGGUUACAGAACUUUGCCAGGGUGGUGAGUUGUUCGAUGAGAUUGUUUCAAGAGGCAAAUUCGAAGAAAAAGAUGCAGCGCACAUAUUAAAGCAACUGCUAUCUGCAAUAAAUUAUUGCCAUAAAAAGAGUGUAUGCCACAGAGAUUUAAAACCAGAAAAUCUCCUAAUUGAUGACAGCGAAAAUAUGACAAUCAAAGUAAUUGAUUUUGGAACUUCAUAAGUCUAUGCAAGUGAAGAGAAGAUGGAACUUGUCCUCGGAACAGCUUAUUACAUAGCCCCUGAAGUGCUUCUAGGCAAAUAUGACCAGAAGUGUGAUAUAUGGAGCAUAGGAGUUAUUUUGUAUAUUCUUCUCAGUGGAGAGCCACCUUUCCCAGGAAACUCGGAUGCUGAAAUAAUCAAAAAAGUAAAGGCUGGAAAAUAUUACUUCACAAGGCCUGCUUGGAAAAACAGAUCAAAUUUAGCAAAGUAAUUCAUUUCAAAACUCAUGAAUGUGGACCCAAAUGAAAGACUAACUGCUGAAUAAGCUUUACAAGAUCCAUGGAUUCUACACAAAGCUCCAGAGCUUCAAGACCUAAAGUCAUUUGAAGCAACAAGUGAGGCUUUAUAAAAUCUAUAAAAAUUCAGAGCUGAAUAAAAACUUCAACAAGCUGCUUUAACUUUCAUUGUUUGCCAGUUAUCAAACAAAGAGGAACAAGAUAGACUCUAUCAAUCAUUUAAAGCACUUGAUAAAAAUUCAGAUGGCAAGAUUUCGAGAGAAGAGCUCAUUGAUGGCUAUAAGAAAAUCUAUGAGCAUAUGUCGGAGGAAGCUAUAAUAGAAGAAGCUGAUAGAUUAUUCAAGAUUGCAGAUGCUGAUGGUAAUGGAGAGAUUGACUAUUCUGAGUGGCAAAUAGCUACCAUUAAUAAGUACGAUGUACUCCAGGAAGAAAAACUUUAGAAUGCUUUUAAGCUCUUCGAUAAAGUAUUAUAUCUAAUUUUCUACCAGGUUUAAACAUAAUUAUAGGAUGGCAGUGGCUCGAUAUCUGCAACCGAGAUAAAAGAUGUCCUUGGAGUAGGAAAGAAGUUCGGUAAUGAUAAAGUCUGGGAAGACAUUAUCAAAGAAGUAGAUAUUAAUGGAGAUGGCGUGAUCUCUUACGAUGAGUUUAAAAUAAUGAUGACUAAGUUCUUAAACAACGAAAUUACUGUCAUUCAAAAAGACCCAGCAAAUAUAACAGAAAAUGAUCACUGA
Molecule: messenger RNA, 1551 nt
Organism: Stylonychia lemnae
Lineage: Eukaryota; Ciliophora; Spirotrichea; Sporadotrichida; Oxytrichidae
Source: the annotation of a GenBank genome assembly